UAUCGGCAACGAAUCAAAACAAUCGGGCAAAAUGGAUUCUUGGACGUUUUUCGUUCUCGCCUUUAUUGCGACCAUUAAGCUGUCCGCCUCGGUGGACGGGCCGACGGUGGAGGUGGCUGAAGGAACUCUGCGGGGGGUCGUCGACCGCACGGCGGACAACACCACCUUCUACAAGUUCCUCAAGAUACCCUACGCCAGGGCUCCGCUGGGCAGCCUCCGCUUCACGGCGCCUCAGGAACACGCUAAAUGGACCGGGGAGAGAGACGCUACAAAGUACGGCCACACCUGUCUGCAAUAUCCCAACAGUGGUGCCAACAGCGAGGAUUGUCUUUUCAUCAACGUCUACACGCCUCUGCUUCCCAGUGGCAAAGCAAAUGAGUCUCUAUUGCCGGUCAUGGUGCACAUUCACGGAGGGGCCUUCGUCACCGGUUCGGCCAAUGCCGGGCCUGGUCAGCUCAUGAACUACGGGGUCGUCAUGGCGUCUAUCGCCUACCGCCUCAACUUGUUCGGAUUCACCAGCAUCCAAGGAACCGACGCCCCGGGCAACGCCGGACUGAAGGACCAGGUCGCGGCGCUCAAGUGGAUUCGGAAGAACAUCAGGCAGUUCGUCGGGGACCCGGACAUGGUGACCAUCAUGGGCGAGAGCGCAGGCGGCGCCAGCGUCCACUACCACAUCCUCUCCCCGGGUUCCAGAGGCUUGUUCCACAGGGCCAUCUCGGAGAGCGGCUCCGCGCUCAACCCCUUCGCCUUCGGGCAGAACACCGAGGCGAGCGCCUUCGAGCUGAGCGCGUUGGUGGGGCGGCCGGCCGGGAACAGGUCGGAACUGGUCGAGGCCCUGCGCGCGGCGUCUGCCUCGGAGCUGCUGGAGGCCCUGCCCAACGUGACGGUGAGGCCGGGCUCGCAGAGACCCUUCGCCCCUUGCCUCGAGUUCCCCCGGGAGGGCGAGCAGCCGUUCCUGACCCGAACCCCGUGGGACCUGGUGAGGGCCGGGAACUUCGUCUUCGUGCCCUACAUCGCCGGGUCGACCGAGCGCGAGGCGGCCUCGUCCGCGCAGUCCUCCGACCUCUUCUGGCAGGGCGUCGACGAGAACCCCGAGGAGUACCUGGUGCCCCACGACCUGGGGCUCGCGCGCGGCUCGAACGAGUCCAUCGAGGUCGCCGCGCAGGUGAAGAGGUUCUACUUCGGCGACGCGGCCGUCUCGAACGCGACGCGCGACCGGUGGGUGGACCUCGAAACGGACCUCAAGUACGCCCUGGGCGUCGUGACAACCGUCCACGCGCACGCCCGGUUCUCGACCGCCAAGACCUUCAACUACUGGCUGACGUUCGGCGCCGCGACGCACGCCAUGGAGUGGCGCUACGUCGUGUACGGCGGGCAGGUUCUGGGGGUCGACUCGAGGGUCGCCGGACUAGCGCGGUCCUUGGGCCAGCUCUGGACCAGCUUCGCCAAGACCGGGACGCCAGAGGCAGGCGGGGAGGUGGCGUGGCUGCCCGUGGCUCCGGAGAGCUAUCCCUACCUGGAGAUCAACCCUCCCAACUCGCUGCACUACGACGUGGAGAAGGACCGCAUGGACUUCUGGUUCGGCAUCUACGAUAAAUACCGCCACACCGAGACCAACUGAACACACAUCAGUAACCACGAGUCCGUCCAGCUAAAAUUCUUAAAGUAGAGGAAGGAGGAAUAUUUCAGGAGCUUUCGUGCGAAACUCGACGUGUCCAUCACCAGUAAAAUGGUAUGUUUCACAUGUUUCGGGACCCUUUUUCUGAGGCGAAGAACACUACCAUCUCACGAUACAAAACCCAACAUGUCCAAGUGAUUUACAAGUAUGAAGUAUGGGUUUUUGUGCAGAAAGGGUUUCAAAACAUGUGAAACAUACAAUUUUACUGGUGAUGGACAUGUCGAGUUUUGCACGAAAGCUCCUCAUUUCUGAACGAAGCAUUUUUUUCAAGAGGAAUGAAGAACCAAGACUAAUAACGAAAGAGAGAACAUAAUUUACUAAUUGUAAACAUUUUUUUUUUCACCAAAAGUAUUUCUUAUCCAUGGUUAAAAUAUAUAAAUAAUCUCAAA
This is a messenger RNA of Bacillus rossius redtenbacheri, 2067 nucleotides long. Its product is annotated as carboxylic ester hydrolase-like. Bases 32 to 1621 code for a protein of 529 amino acids. The record is from RefSeq and is a predicted model, not a curated record. NCBI's taxonomy places the organism in Eukaryota, Metazoa, Arthropoda, Insecta, Phasmatodea, Bacillidae. The transcript has 6 exons. Gene Ontology annotation, molecular function: hydrolase activity.